CGGCCCCGCCCGGCCCCGACCGCACCGGAGCCGCUGCCAGCCCGCACGGAAGAUGGAGGCUGUGGAGGCCAGCACCCUUCAGCAGGAGCGGCUGCAGGCCAUUGCGGAGAAGCGGAAGCGUCAGACAGAGAUCGAGAACAAGCGGCGGCAGCUCGAGGACGACCGGAGGCAGCUGCAGCACCUCAAGUCCAAGGCUCUGCGGGAGAGAUGGCUGCUGGAGGGGGCCCCGGCCUCAGGCUCCGAGGAGGACGAGGCCAUGAAGAAGCAGAUGCAGGAGGAUGAGGUGAAGACCAAGGAGCUGGAGGAAACCAUCCAGAGGCUGGAGAAGGAGCUGGAGACGCUGGAGAACAGCAGCUCAGUGGCUUCCACCAAGGAGAACCUGGCAGAGGUGGCAGCGGCACCAGCCAAGGAGGAGAAAGCCGAGCCCGUCCCCAACACACAGAAGAGUCCCCUGGGCACUGUCAAGGCCGAGAAGAAGGUCUCCAGCAGCCCCAUGAAGGCGGUGGAAGGCACUGACAUGAUGAAGGCCGCCAUGUACUCGGUGGAGAUCACUGUGGAGAAGGACAGAGUGACUGGGGAGACCAAGGUCCUGUCCAGCACCACCCUGCUCCCCCAGAACCACUGUCUGCAGGGGGUCAAAGUGUACGAGGAUGAGCUGAAAGUGGUGCACGCGGUGAGCGCCGAGGACGGGGCUCUGCAGAACGGGGCUCAUCCCCUCAGCUCCUCCGAGGUCGAGGAGCUCCUGCACAAGGCGGACGAGGCCUCGCUGAGCGAAGGCGCCGCGGCCAAGGCCGGUGAGGAGCCCGGCAGCGCCGCGGGCAGCCGGAAGGCGACGCCGAGACGGGAGAUCACGGGGCUGCAAACCAAGGCACGGGAGAGCCCCGUGGCCGAGGGCACGGAGCCGAGCCGCGAGCAGCCGGUCACCAUGAUCUUCAUGGGCUACCAGAACGUGGAGGACGAGAACGAGACCAAGAAGGUGCUGGGGCUGGAGGGCACCAUCAAGGCCGAGCUGGUGGUGAUCGAGGAUGCCGAGAGCAAGCCGGAGCCGGCGCUCAAGGACCACGCACCGCCCAACGGCACCGCGCUGGAGCCCGCGGCCGCGCAGCCGCUGCGGGAGGAGAGCCCGGGCGGGCAGAACCCGGGCCCCAACGCCACGGAUGCCAAGGAGGCCGAGCAGGACACGGACGUGAAGAAGCAGCGCUGCAAGUGCUGCACGGUGAUGUGAGCCCCCGCCGAGCCCCCGCCGCCCCGGCCCCCCGCUCGCCAGGCCCGCACCGGGCUCCUUCCCACCGGACACGGCCCCUCCUCCUGCAGCACCAACACGGGAGAGCUCCAGCCGCGGCCCCUCUGCCCAGUGCUGCCUGUGCUAUUUAUUAGAGACCCCCUCAUCCUCCUGCCGCCGACGCCGGAGCCUUUCCCCCCUCUCACCGGCAGCUUCCCACCCGGAGCCGGCCGGGGCUUGGAGGAUGCUGCUGCUGCAUCCGUAGGUGACUCCCGGGUACCGGUGGCCAGCGGGACCCAGCACAAGAAGCCAGCCCCAUUCUCUGCAGCUCCAUCAUCCACUUCUGCAGGGAAAGGCCUUGGGCUGUCGUCCCCCCCUGCCCUUGCUGCCCAUGGAUGUCCCUGCUCCAUCCUGCAUCCUCAGUCUUGGGCUCCCCAAGCCAUGAGCCCCUCUGGGACUGAGCGUGGCCAGGCAAGGAAAGGGUGCUAAAGGCAGCAUCCCCUCCACAGUGCUGGGCACCGCUGGGAGCUCACAGGGUGCCAUGGGCCAUGUGUGGCUCCCACUGGAGAUGCUGCUCUGUCCCCCUGGAUACCCUGUGCAGGAGCACCUCCAGUGAUGCUGUCACCAUCCAGGUCCCAAGGCUGGGGCCAUUCCUCCAUCCUUGCUGGGGCUGAGCGGUGGUGGCCGGUGCCCGUGUCCUCCCAGGGUGAGCUGGGUGGUGAUGGCAGCGAGGGAGCCCAGCCCCAUGGGGCCAGCAAUGGGGCAGCAGCUCCGGUGCCUCCUCAAACCACAGGAGGGGGGGCCCAGCCCCGUGUCCCCCACAGCGGCAGCUUUUAGAGCCACGUUCUUGGGCCCCUGGCGAGUGGGACAGCCCAGUUCACCCCAGGCACUGGGACUGGGAGCUGCUGGGGUUCCAGGAGGGUGUCCCUGGGAGGCUGUGUCCGUGCUGGGACUGCGCAGCCCUCCCCAUGCCCCAGCCCUUCAGCGGGGAUUUCACCACCAGCACCAGCGUUUCCUCCCCACUGAGACCCGCUGGGGCAGGCGGGGGGCCCCCGGCAGCACCCAUGGGUGCUGAUCCCAUCUCAGGGCACCUCUGCCCUGCCCUGGGGUGGGGGCUGUCUCCAAGAGGGUGUCCCAUCUCCCACCAGCCCUGUACCAGCCGGGCUUGCGGUCCCCAUGCCCUGGGGGACCCCCCUCCCCGGUGCAGCCGGUGCAGAGCACUGGGAUCAGCCCAUCGGGAUGCGGGUGAUAGAACUGCCAGAAAUGGGACUCAGACCCCCAAAGCCUUUCCUCCCUCCCACCCCCCUUGUGUGAGCAGUGACACCCCCCCCCAUAACAUCCCAAUUGCUGCCCCCAGUUACAACCCAGGCUGCAGUUUCCCCCCCCAACCCCCCGCCAUGGAAUCACUACAGGGAUAGGGGAGGUGCUGGGGCUGUAUCCCAUGGGGAGAUGAUCCCAAGCCCCCUGGGAGAGGCAGGGCUGGGAUGGGGAGGGGGGGUCAGCGGCUGGCACCUCCCGGCGGGACACAGAACAGGGGCUCAGCCCCACGGCUCCUGGGGGCUGGCUCCGGGGCCGCCUAUCACCUCCUGCACCCCCUCGCCCCCCCCCCGGGUCCCACAUUGCCC
Molecule: messenger RNA, 2847 nt
Organism: Melopsittacus undulatus (budgerigar)
Lineage: Eukaryota; Metazoa; Chordata; Aves; Psittaciformes; Psittaculidae
Gene: PALM
Product: paralemmin
Exons: 9
Coding region: 53-1225 (390 amino acids)
Biological process (GO): regulation of cell shape
Cellular component (GO): plasma membrane
Source: RefSeq, a predicted model, not a curated record